GGAAUUAUAGUGUCCCCCCAGGAGUUUCUUCUGCUCGCAGCCAAUCAAGAUCAUUUGACAACUGAUGACAUUAUAUAAUCUGAGAAGAAUCUAUUGCAAAGAAUAAAUUAAAUUAAAGUUAUAAUAAAUCAGGUGCACAAGGACGAAGGAUCACGAAUGUGGAAAUAAGUGUAAUCAAAAGAGACAGAUUAAUUCAGCUGCAUCUACGGAAAGCUAGAUAGACCGAGGAAAGAUCGAAAGUGCCGAUCAGCUGAUCAUCGUCGAGCAUGGGCGCGCUACAGCAAACAUACAGACUCUUCAGCAAAAGUGUCAGAAUUCCUCUGCAUUCGAUCGCGCCUUCCAAGAAGUAUCACUCUUCGAUAAUUCUAGCGAGACAUCAGCAACCGCAAGAAGUGGUUGAAAAUAUCAGGAACCGAUCAUCGUGCGGGGAUAAGAGACCGGUGAUCGACGAGGCGACCGUCAGGAGGCUGGAGAGGCUCGCACUGGUCGGCUUCGAGUACGAGCAGAGCAAGCGGAUCCUGGAGGAGGCCGUUGCCUUCGCCGAGCGGCUACGAGAAGCCCGCAUCGAUGAGUCGGUGCGUCCGAUGUACAGCACCCUGGAGAACAGUCACAUUCGUCUACGAGAGGACGUGGCCCGGAGCGGGAUCGAGCGCUGCGAGAUCCUGAGGAACGCCCAGGUGCUGGAGGAGGAGUACUUCGUCGCGCCCUUGACGACGAACAGGUCGUCCGAGUCGGGACGAUGAGUCUGGAGGC
Messenger RNA from Nylanderia fulva, 753 nucleotides. It is a transcript of the gene GatC, whose product is annotated as glutamyl-tRNA(Gln) amidotransferase subunit C, mitochondrial. Gene Ontology annotation, cellular component: mitochondrion; glutamyl-tRNA(Gln) amidotransferase complex. Gene Ontology annotation, biological process: glutaminyl-tRNAGln biosynthesis via transamidation; mitochondrial translation; regulation of translational fidelity. NCBI's taxonomy places the organism in Eukaryota, Metazoa, Arthropoda, Insecta, Hymenoptera, Formicidae. The record is from RefSeq and is a predicted model, not a curated record.